This is a messenger RNA of Cataglyphis hispanica, 3349 nucleotides long. It is a transcript of the gene MetRS, whose product is annotated as methionine--tRNA ligase, cytoplasmic. The transcript is spliced from 16 exons. Gene Ontology annotation, cellular component: cytosol; aminoacyl-tRNA synthetase multienzyme complex. Gene Ontology annotation, molecular function: ATP binding; methionine-tRNA ligase activity. Gene Ontology annotation, biological process: methionyl-tRNA aminoacylation. NCBI's taxonomy places the organism in Eukaryota, Metazoa, Arthropoda, Insecta, Hymenoptera, Formicidae. The record is from RefSeq and is a predicted model, not a curated record. Bases 111 to 3029 code for a protein of 972 amino acids.
GGUUUUACGUCUAUGACUAAUUCGUAUACUUGCUGUCGCUCACAUGUCUCGCGGUUGUGCGCUAACAUAUUUUCUUAUUUAUUGACAUAUUUAUUAAUUUAUUGAUAACAAUGAUCAUUUCGACGAACGAGAAUAAUCCAAAUGCGUUAAAAUUGAUUAUCGCGGCUAAGUUAAAUCAGAAGACUUUUACUCUUAAAAUCGUAAAGCCUGGCGAUGCUGUUUUGGGUCGUUUACCGACGCUAACUAUACCUUCAGAAUUAUCCUUAUUCAGUAUCUCUUCAGCAUUGCGUUUUCUAUUGCCUGUACCUAAAGAAUUGGAGGUCCUCAAUAAUAGAUGGUUGGAAUGGGAAGUUUCUCAAUUACAGCCAACUAUAUUAAAUCAUACAAAUGUGAGGACUUCCAAAAUUUUACAGAAAAAAUCAGACUUAUGGUCUUUAUUAAAAGAUCUCAAUAGUGAAUUACAAGACAAACAGUACUUAAUUGAAAAACAUAGUAAUUUAUCACCAGCAGAUAUUUCUAUUUGGGUAAGUCUUUGGAGUACCAUAUUACUUACAGAUAUCAAAGAUGAUAUUUCCAAGGAUUUGACAAAUGUUUCUAAUUGGCUAGUUAAUAUUGAGAAGCAACUAGUUAUUCAGGAGUCUAUUAAAGAGUUUCCUUUGGAGAGAGGGGCAAAGGCUAUUGCAAGUAUUGAAGCUGCCUCUUGGUUUCCUGUUAAUAUAGCCUCAAGUAGUUCACAACUUCGCGAGUCAGUAUCAAGUGAUAUUAGUCCAACUAAAGAAAAAGAGAUAGAAGCUGUUAGUCAAGAAGAACUUCGUAAAAUAGAAAGUAACUGGAAUGCCGGACAAUAUCCAGAAGUCCAAAAAUAUACGUAUCCCAUAUUGCCUAAAAAAGGUGAAAGGAAUGUAUUAGUAACAUCAGCUCUUCCAUAUGUUAAUAAUGUUCCACAUUUGGGAAACAUUAUCGGUUGCGUUCUUUCGGCCGAUAUUUUUGCAAGAUAUUGCAGGCAAAGAAAUUACAAUACCCUUUUUAUAAGUGGGACUGACGAAUAUGGAACUGCGACUGAAGCGAAAGCUAUGCAAGAGAAAACAACUCCUCAAGCUAUUUGCGAUAAAUUUUUUGGCAUACAUAACGAUGUUUAUCGUUGGUUUCAUAUUGGAUUCGAUUACUUUGGUCGAACUACUACACCCGAGCAAACAGAAAUUGUUCAAGCAUUUUUCCUAAAAAUAAAAUCACAAGGUUACAUAUUUACUGAAAUCGUGGAACAGCUACAUUGCGAAUCUUGCAAUCGGUUUCUCGCCGACAGAUUUGUAGAAGGCAUGUGUCCCAGAUGUAAAUAUGAGGAUGCGCGCGGUGAUCAGUGUGACGGUUGCAGUCAUCUCAUGAAUGCGGUCGAGUUAAUAAAUCCUCGAUGUAAGAUGUGUAAUACUAGACCUGUCGUUAAAAACUCGACACAAUUUUUCUUAGAUUUACCCAAAAUAGAAAAUAAAUUGAAGGAAUAUUCCGCUACUGUGGAGAAAGGAUGGUCCAGCGUUGCGAGAGUGGUUUCGAAAGCGUGGUUACGCGACGGUCUUAAGCCGCGUUGCAUAACUAGGGAUUUGAAAUGGGGUAUACCGGUUCCAGUAGAGGGUUUCGAAAAUAAAGUGUUUUACGUUUGGUUUGACGCCCCUUUCGGAUAUCUCAGUAUAACAAAGAGGUAUACCAAAGAAUAUAAGAAAUGGUGGCAACCUCCUCAGGAUACGAAAAUCGAUUUGUGCCAAUUUAUGGCAAAGGAUAAUGUUCCGUUCCACGCGAUAAUGUUUCCCGCUUGUUUGCUAGUGGCCAAUCAAAAUUAUACGUUGAUCAAAUAUUUAAUGGCAACUGAAUAUCUAAAUUAUGAGGAUAAGAAAUUCUCCAAAUCCAGAGGCAUUGGCGUAUUUGGAACUGACGCCAGAGAUACUGGCAUUCCAUCGGACGUAUGGCGAUUUUAUUUAGCCUACAUUAGACCAGAAACUCAAGAUUCCACUUUUAAUUGGGUGGAUUUAGCCACGAAAAACAAUAGUGAAUUAUUGAAUAACCUUGGCAAUUUUGUCAACAGAGCUCUGGUAUUUUCUGAAAAGUUCUUCAACUCUACUGUACCACCGAUAGAACGGCCGGAAGAAGCUGAUUGGACCAUAUUGGCGUUGGCACAACGCGAAUUGUCAUGUUAUAUAAACGCAAUGGAGCAAGCUAAGUUGAGAGAUGGUUUGAAAUACAUAUUGGCGAUUUCAAAACACGGCAAUCAAUACAUGCAAUUCCAACAACCGUGGGUAAAAGUUAAGGGAACCGAUGAUGACAAGAAGAGGGCUGGAACUGUCAUUGCAAUUUGCUGUAAUUUAGCCUGCCUUUUAUCUGCUCUUUUGGCUCCCUUUAUGCCCUUUACAGCUCAAGAAUUGAGAUCUCAACUAGGAUUGAGUACUAAAAAUUAUGGCUACAUUCCCGAAACAAUAACAAACAUGUUACCUACUUGGCAUAAAAUUGGCAAACCCAAUCCACUAUUCACUAAGAUUGAGGAUCAAAAAGUAGAAAUGUUACGCAAGAAAUAUGCUGGACAACAAGAGACUAAUAAUGAAAUGUCAGCAAACAAAGUUUCCGAUGAAUGUGUCGCAUUAGAAGUCGCUAUCACGAAACAAGGUAAUUUAGUAAGAGAACUGAAAGCGAAACACGAUAAGAGCGUCUGGCAACCUCAAGUAGAAAUCUUGUUAGACUUAAAGAAAAAGCUUAAUGAUCUCAAAAGUAACACAAAUGCACCUGAGAAAAAAUUACUAGUGAAAAAUAAGAAAGCCGAACCGAUACACGUGCCAGAACAAAACGGAGAUGCUCUAACAGAUGUAGCAGCAUUAGAAACGGCUAUCGCAAAACAGGGCAAUCUCGUGCGAGAAUUAAAGGCCAAGGAAGAUGGAAGUGUGUGGAAGCCACAAGUGGAGAUAUUGUUGAAAAUGAAACAGCGUUUAAUGGAUCUCACUGGAAUAGUGCCAGCCACUGUCGAUAAGAAAUCCAAAAAGAAAAAAUAAUUUUUAACUCAUUUCUUUUGUAAUAAAAACGAAGUAUUUCUUUUUUUAUCACGUUUUUUUCUCUAAAUUAUACAUUUAAAUUAUCGUAUUUAUAUCAUUUUUAUGCGUAAAUAAAAUAUUUACGCAUUAAUAGUAUUCAGAUAAAAGUAUAUGUAUGUGCAUCGCAUUUAAUAUGUUUAUUAUAGUCUACUCGCGCAUUGUGUGUUGGGAAUUGUAAGAAAGGGAUCGUGAAAAGAUAUUUGUAUUUAAUUUAAACAUAUAUUCAUUCGAACUAUGUCUACCUGUAUGUAAUGAUCUGAUAAAUAAUUUGAAACAUGAAA